Molecule: messenger RNA, 498 nt
Organism: Phacochoerus africanus (Common warthog)
Lineage: Eukaryota; Metazoa; Chordata; Mammalia; Artiodactyla; Suidae
Gene: IQCF2
Product: IQ motif containing F2
Exons: 3
Coding region: 1-498 (165 amino acids)
Molecular function (GO): calmodulin binding
Source: RefSeq, a predicted model, not a curated record
AUGGGGAUUCGAUUUUGUACAGAAGGCAAUGUAAUUUUAAUUGUAAUUGAGGACACCGAAGAAAUAACUGCCUUGAAGAAGAAGAAGAAGGAGAAGCAGAAGCGGGAAAAAAAGGAAAAUUUAGAAAAAAGAAUAAAAGCAGCCAAGAAGAUCCAGGCCUGGUGGCGUGGCACCCUGGUACGCCGGACUUUGUUGCAUGCAGCCCUCAGGGCCUGGAUCAUUCAGUGCUGGUGGAGACUGACCCUCCAAAGGCUGCUGCAGAAGAAGCGGAGGGAAGCCCUGAUCUCCUACGCACACACAGAGAGGGCACUGGUCAAGCUCCAGUCAUUGGUCCGUAUGUGGCGAGUCCACUGGCGAUACUGCCAGGUGCUCAACGCCAUCUACAUCAUCCAGUGCCACUGGCAAUGCCACAACUGCCAGACCUGUGCCCUCCUCCGAGGCCACUGUGUAGUCACAGCCACUCACCUGCAGUUUCACAUUGAGAUCAUUAACCCCUAA